ACUAAAUAAUUGUAGACUGAAGAGUAAAGUCGGAAGUGAAGGCUGUGACUCGUGUGAGUGUGAAGCUCAGAGCUUUUAUCGAGUCGACUGCUGCUGUUCAAACCAGGGAGUAGUACCUACUCCCUGUUUGAAACCCUCAAAGCCAAACUAUGAAAGGGCCUCAUUCCAUCGACUGAUUACUCCUCUUUUCCAGAAUGUCAUCAAAAUUGUUUGGAUCCGUCGUCUAUUAUCUUCAAGGCGAAGAAAACGAUGAGGUGAAGCAGUUGCUGAAAAAUGGUGGUGCAAAGCGUGAGUUCCACCUUACCGAUAUGGUCACCCAUGUCAUCGGUAGCUCUCCUUCAGAUUCGCUGGAGCUGGAUGAUUUGGAUGUUCCGGUGGUAUCUGUGAAUUGGGUCAAGGCAUCAUCUGCUUGCAGUACUCUUCUCCCAUGUGCACCAUAUUUGGUCUCAACGACACAGCUCUUUUCUGGGAUUGUGGCUUGUCCGUCGCAGAUGUCUAGGCAGGACCGCCUGCAUCUGUGGGGAAUGCUGACGUAUCAUGGCGGCCGUAUGAAACUCCAGCUGGACAGUGCCUGUACACACUUGCUUAUCCCUGAACCCACCGGUGCCAAGUUCAUUCACGCCUGUAAGCGUUACGGCCAAAUAGCAGUCAUCACGCCCGACUGGGUACUGGACAGCAUCCAGGAAGGGAAGCUCUUACCACUGGAUGACUAUCGGCUUGCCGCUGGUCCUACUGUUAGCCAGGGAUUGGCAGAUGGUGCCGCAUCAGCUGACAUGGAUGACACGAUUGAUCCGUCGGCUUUGAGCGAUGGCAGCGCGGCAUCCAGUGUGAUUGUGAAGCCAGAGGUGUGCAUCUCUGCCCCGCUCUCCUCGACACCUGUAGAGCCUGCACAAGCAGGGAACUACAACCCGGCGUAUGUGUCAAGAACACCAUCUCCGAUGAUGCAGCACCAGCUGCAGCCACCCGAUCCUAUGUUAGCUGCUGGUGCUGUGUCGAUUGACAAUAGCGGCGGUGGCAUCAGCCAGUCAAACAGUCCACCAUUCCUGGACCCACGGUUUGCCCUAUCCAUUAGCAAGCAAGAUGAGAGGGUGUCCAAUGCUCGGCAUACUCGUCACCUAUCGUCCACUACCGUCGACGUCACACCUACAAAGCUUGUCAGUCCAACAACUAUGAUUGCUGCAGCCCACGACAGCAGUAAAGAUGGCAGCAGCAGCACCGUUAACCCCAAGCCAACGCAGUCGCAGGCAGCUGUCUCAGCCUCUAAACAGUCCGUUACCCCAUCUGGUUCAGUGAGAGGGGCAGAAGUAGCACCGCCAGCCAAGACUACGGUCCAGACUCCGGAAUCAGCAGCUACCAAAGCCAUCGCAAAAGAUGUGCUCAAAGGUGCCUUCCUCAUCUUCACGGAUUACCAGCAGAACAUGGAUGCGGCGACCUUGGAUCAGUGGAAGCGGGUAGUCAUGGACAGUGGUGGUAUUGUCCUGGAUGAGUACUCUCAGCAGUGCACACACGUCCUGGCCAUGUAUCAGGCUGGACCGAUUUAUGAGCAGGCGCUGAAAGACGGAAAGAAGAUUGUUGCUGCACACUGGCUCAAUGACGUCCUGGAGUGCGGGAAGAUGUUCACACCAAUGCUCGUCGUGCAUUUCCCAACAGUUUUCCACGACUGUGUUGCCGGCUGUCCAAGCAUGGUCAUUUCCCUGUCAGGGUAUGUCGGAUCUCAGCGGCACUCUGUACGUGACAUGGUACAGAUGUCUGGAGCCGAGUUUACAAAUACGCUGUGUCGCAGGAACACACACCUCAUCUGCAAGAAGCCUGAAGGCAUGAAAUACAAGCGCGCUCUUGAGUGGGGAAUUCCCGUCGUCAACGGCAGAUGGAUGUCCGACUUAGUAAUGCACAAUACAAUUCCGGAUGUCACUUUACCCCAGUACAAAGAGUUUGGUCGUGAGGAUGAGCUGAACGUCAGCCAGCAGUGGGCACGUCCUUUGUUAGCUGCCUGGAUACCGAAACCCAAGGAAGUCAAGGUGAACGUUGUAAGGACUGUCAUGUCAUCACCCGAGACCCAGACGUCAGCGCCACCAGCAAAGAGGGAAAAAGUCGCUGUUCGUCGAGUAAUGUUUACCACACUCCCAGCAGCGCUCAGUAAGGAUCUGAGGAAGUCAGUUGUGCAGCUUGGCGGCACCGUGGUAACCGAUGUGCGAGAGUGCACCCACCUGGUGGCACGCCGCGUAGCUCGCACAGUCAAGUUCAUGGCAGCCGUCUCCGUCGCUAAGUUCAUACUCGACCCACAAUGGAUCAGCGAUAGUAAACUGGAAGGAAAGUUCCUCAACGAAGGCCUGUACACGUUGCGAGAUCACGAAGGCGAGCAGCAGAUGGGCUUCUCACUCGCGGCUAGUCUGCAUCGUCGUGCGAUACGCAAUCGUCCUCUGUUUCAAGGCCUGACUGUGUACUGCACGUCCAGUGUUGAACCUCCGGCCAAGGACAUGCGUCUUGUUGUGGAGUGUGCCGGUGGUGUGCUGCUGGAGACAAUGCCAAGCGAAGACGAGUUGGAGUUGCUUCGGAGCAGUCCAGAGGGUAAUGUCCGGCUGGUAGUGCUGUCAACUGCGCAGGACGUGAAGCUGUGCAAACCGUUCUUACGCUAUGGAAUAGAUAUCCAUACUCCUGAAGUAAUACUUGAAUCAGCCUUGACACAAGAAAUGGAUCUAAGCAGGAAUCUUCUGAUUUCUCAAACGUAACCAAUGUCACAUUCUUCGGCAGCCGUUUUGCACAGUAAGCCGUGUAGCUCGUGGUAUUCAGAUUUUUAGGAUUUUUAUAUUCAGGAUUAUUAGGGGACUCUGUCGUUUUAGCUGCAAGUAAAAUCCUCUUCAUGUGAUUACUCAUGAAAACUCAACGCCACACCAGCCGUAAUAUACCCCCCCCCCCCCCGUCUUUCUCUCAGCUUUGUCCUCUUUUCUGCUGUUUAGUGGUUUUGCAGAAAUUUUAGUUACCUGCCCUGCGUUUGUCCCUUCUGCCCCUGUGGCUGGUCUCUUCCUUGCCUACCCUCUACCCUCCCUCAGUCUUCUUCAGCAUUGUCCAUCGCCCUCGAUCUAGUCUAGUGUUUUUUUACGGUAGUGCAGUAGGUUUUCUAAUAAUUAUAUUUUCGUUGUGUUCUGGUCACCUGGCUUUUCAGUGGCAUUCGUGUAGACUUUAGGAUUUUUUCUUAGUAGGCUUAGGUAUGUAGGUUGCGUGUGUGUUUGCUGCCUUGCGCCUGCACUUGGUUGGGUUUCCGUUGUUCCCGGCUUGUGGGUUUUGAGAAAGAAUUGACUUUUCUUGGAAAGACUUAGA
Molecule: messenger RNA, 3318 nt
Organism: Sycon ciliatum
Lineage: Eukaryota; Metazoa; Porifera; Calcarea; Leucosolenida; Sycettidae
Product: PAX-interacting protein 1-like
Exons: 23
Coding region: 195-2729 (844 amino acids)
Source: RefSeq, a predicted model, not a curated record